GCGGCAGGAUGAAGCUGGUGAGGAAGGACAUCGAGAAGGAUAACGCGGGGCAGGUGACCCUGAUCCCCGAGGAUCCCGAGGACAUAUGGCACACCUACAAUCUGCUGCAGGUGGGCGACAGCCUGCGGGCAUCCACCAUCCGCAAGGUGCAGACCGAGUCCGCCACCGGCAGCGUGGGCAGCAACCGCAUCCGCACCACCCUCACCCUCUGCGUGGAGACCAUCGAUUUCGACUCGCAGGCCUGCCAGCUGCGGGUCAAGGGGACCAACAUCCAGGAGAAUGAGUACGUCAAGAUGGGAGCCUACCACACCAUUGAGCUGGAGCCCAAUCGCCAGUUCACGCUAGCCAAGAAGCAGUGGGACAGUGUGGUGCUGGAGCGCAUUGAGCAGGCCUGCGACCCAAGCUGGAGCGCUGACGUGGCAGCAGUGGUCAUGCAGGAGGGUCUGGCUCAUAUCUGUCUCGUUACCCCCAGCAUGACACUGACCCGGGCCAAGAUUGAAGUGAACAUUCCCAGAAAACGAAAGGGUAAUUGCAGUCAACAUGACCGAGCGCUGGAGAGAUUCUAUGAGCAGGUGGUGCAGGCAAUCCAGCGUCAUAUCAACUUUGAGAUCGUGAAAUGUGUUCUGGUGGCCAGUCCGGGAUUCGUAAGAGAACAGUUCUGUGACUACAUGUUCCAGCAAGCAGUCAAGACUGACAACAAGCUGCUGCUUGAGAACCGGUCCAAAUUCCUUCAGGUCCACUCCUCCUCCGGACAUAAAUAUGCGCUGAAGGAAGCUCUUUGUGACCCAGCUGUGGCCAGCCGUCUCUCUGACACGAAAGCAGCUGGUGAGGUCAAAGCCUUGGAUGACUUCUACAAGAUGCUGCAACAUGAGCCUGAUCGGGCUUUUUAUGGCCUCAAACAUGUGGAAAAAGCCAAUGAGGCCAUGGCCAUUGAUACCCUGUUGAUCAGUGAUGAGCUCUUCAGGCACCAGGAUGUGGCUUCUCGCAGCCGAUAUGUGCGGCUGGUAGAUAGUGUGCGGGAGAACAUGGGCACAGUGCGCAUAUUCUCCAGCCUCCAUGUGUCUGGGGAGCAGCUUGGCCAGCUGACAGGGGUAGCAGCUAUCCUGCGUUUCCCUGUUGCUGAGCUCUCUGACCAAGAGGAGGAAUCCAGCUCUGAAGAGGAUUGAUGACGAUGGCUCACUCCACCCUUCCCUCAUAGCAUAAUAAGACUAAAAUGACAGUCACGGCACUUCCUUUCCAAAUACUGCAAGCAGAUGUUCCAUGGCAUGCAAUUUAACUUUUUGAGAACAAUAUUUUUAAGGUGUCUGGUUUUGUUCAACACGCUCUACUGGAUAGCCAUAUAUAUUUGCACUUGCUGUGGUAAUGAUGAUGAUGGGUAUACUAUAGGUUGGGGUUGACCAUUGUUUGUACAAACUACACUCUGGAUCUCCAAGAGCACAACAAACUAAUAUAAAAUUCUCUGAUUUGGUUCCUGAAAGCUGCUGAUUAGGUAUUUUAAAGCAGAUGAGUUUCUUUGCCUUUUGGUGAAUGUACAAAAAAGGAUAAUAAAUGAAGGGGAAAAAAACUCUAAAAUGCCACAUUUUUCUGCUUUGAGUUAUGUGAUUGCAAACAGUACUGCAAAGUAUGGGAAGCAACGUGUUAGGUAUCACAUUAUAAAGAAUACUGAUACUUUUCAAUCAGCUAUCCAAGGUUUGUCCAUGUGAAGGGCUAUGUUGACAACUUGGUCAGGAACCCAGGGGCCAUACCUUACUGAUGUAAAACGGAGUAGAUUGCAGUAGGGAUGGGAAGAAUACCAGAUGUGGAUCUGUCUUCGUCACGAGUCCAGCCAUUUGGCUGAAUUUGGUAAUAUUUAAUACUGUUCUAUCAGAAAUGGAAACUUUAAAAAAAAAAACCCUGAAUUGACAGUAUCCCUUUAGACAUGAUGGCAACUGCAGGCCAAGGUGUGAAGCUGUAUGUGCCAUGCUUUUAACAUUUCUUUAAAUGCACUACCUCAGAUCCCUGUCAUGUGAGCUCCAGAAAGUUGUACUAUAUGCUGAUGCUGCAAACCCUUACUUGCAUGAGUAAGGUUUGCAGAAUUAAGUCCAUAGCUUCCCCAGGAAUCCUUUUGGCAAUAGAUAAAUGGCUUGCAUUACAAUCUCAUAAUCUGGUAUUCUCAAGUAGAUGUUUUUAAAAACAGGUAUGUACAAUACAAUACCUCUUGGAAGUAGAAGAUCUAAUUAGAGGCAGGACUUGGGCCUUUUUGAAGAUAAUGAUGGUUAGAAAAAGUUAACUUAGUUAUUUCCCAAUUGUAUUUAAUCUAUUUAUCCAUAUUUAUUAAAGGUGUUCAGAAUUGAGGUGAUCAAAUGGUAAUCCAAUAUUUCCUGGAGUUUAUAGUUUGGAAAAAAAGUUUAGCCGGAGGGGAAUCUUCAGAAUCUGAAACACAAUUAAGGUGGCGUUUGGGAUGCGGUGUGUGUGUGUGUGUGUCAAGAGUAAUAGUGUAAUUUUUACAUAUAAAUAAUACUCAGUUUUUAUAAGGAUGUUGUCAGGCAAGGCAUGGCCCCAAAUUUAGGUUUUUUGUUUUUGUUCUUUAAAUACUAACUGUUAAAACUCAAGUUAGGGGCAGCCCUUGAGUUAUAACUUGAAUUAACUUUGCAGUGAGUUGCAGUGGUCCACUUUGGAAAUCUGAUUAUAGGGAUCUUGGCCUUAGAGCCCAAUCAUGCGAGGUCUUGAACGCCCUCAACUCCUAUUGAACGUUUAUCUAUUUGAGGAAUUAUAAGUAAUCACUGAAAUUUUCUGUAACAAUUAGCACCG
Molecule: messenger RNA, 2790 nt
Organism: Emys orbicularis (European pond turtle)
Lineage: Eukaryota; Metazoa; Chordata; Testudines; Emydidae
Gene: PELO
Product: pelota mRNA surveillance and ribosome rescue factor
Exons: 2
Coding region: 9-1166 (385 amino acids)
Biological process (GO): nuclear-transcribed mRNA catabolic process, no-go decay; nonfunctional rRNA decay; ribosome disassembly
Cellular component (GO): cytoplasm
Source: RefSeq, a predicted model, not a curated record